GUCAGCGCCUGGUCGUGUUUGAACCACACUGAUGGAAACGCGCCUGAUGAAAAAGUAGCCGAAAUUUUAAACUCCUGUCAGCGGUGAAGGUGGGCUCCCAGUGGACUGUACACCACCAGAAGACAACACACGGUCCUACAUGGCUGCUCAAACACUUCAACAGCCCAGUUUCUUACUGGCCAAUCUGAAAGCAGAUGCCACCACCAAACCUCUCCUCCAGCGAUGCCAAGAUCUCGUGAAAAUCAUCGAUGAAUAUCCCGCAAAGGAGCUGCACUUGAUUUUCCCCUGGCUGGUGGAGAGUGUGUUUGGCAGUUUGGACGGCAUCAUCGCCGGCUGGAACCUGCGACUCCUGCAUUCGCGGAGCAACGAGUACAACAUCGUGAUGGAGUUUCUGAACCCCAGUGGGCCGAUGAUGAAGCUGGUGUAUAAACUUCAAGCUGAAGAGUACAAAUAUGAAAUACCCAUCAAUUAUCUCCCGGGUCCUGUGAAGGCGUGUAUCCAGGAGGGAGUUCUCCCAGACUGUCCGCUGUUUCACAACAAGCUGCAGUUCCCCCUCUCUGGUCUGCUGACUCUGAACCUCGCUCUCAAUCCAUUUGAAUUCUUCAUGUUCAAUUUUGCCUACUGUCUCAUCACGCCAAAGAAUUACCCUCCAGGCCAACAUGGGAGCUCCACUGACACCGCCUACUUUGUGCUCGUGGACACUUACCUCAAAUAUUUCCUCCCCAGUGAAGGAAGUGUCCCCCCCUCGCCUUACUCUGACUCCAGGGGCUCUGUCACUGCACCUUCACCCAGAUCUUCCAGUGUUUCCUUCGCUGGUUAUGGCGUUCACAGCCCCAGUCUCCUGAAACAUCACAUCUUCCAUCAACCAUCAGUAAACGCAGACCCGGCAGCCCAGGAGAUCUGGAGGUCUGAAACACUGCUGCAGAUGUUUGUGGAGAUCUGGCUCCAUCACUACUCCUUAGAGAUGUACCAGAAGCUGCAGUCUCCUCAGGUGAAGCUGGCGCUGCUGCAGUACCGCCUCAGUAUGUCCAGCAUGCCGUGCCAACCCUACGCCCCACCAGGCUCUGGGACCCUCCACACCUACCAAGUACUUUUACCUUUUCAUUCACCCCCGCCCCUCUGGGGCCUCCUGGAGGAACCCUUCAGCCCGUCAGAGGAGCACGUGCUGGUGGUGCGUCUGCUGGUCAAACAUCUGCACGCCUUCUCCAACAGCCUGAAGCCCGAGCAGCUGUCCUCCUCGCCCUCGGCGCACUCGCACACUCACACCAGCCCGCUGGAGGAGUUCAAGAGAGUGGUGGUGCAGCGGUUUGUGCAGCAGAAGCUGUACCUGUUUCUCCAGCAUUGCUUCGGUCACUGGCCUCUAGACGCCUCCUUCAGAGCGGUGUUGGAGACGUGGCUGAGCUACAUCCAGCCGUGGAGAUACACGGGGGAGAAGACCAAUCCUCCGCCAGACCAAAACAGAACCGUACCUGAAAAAUGGGAGUCGUUUGUUCAGGAGAACCUGCUCAUGUACACGAAGCUCUUCCAGGUGCUGUUGAACCGAGCCGUGAGGACGGAUCUGGUGAACGCCAAAAAUGCACUGAUGGUCUUCAGGGUGGCCAAAGUCUUCGCUCAGCCGAACCUCGCCGAGAUGAUCCAGAAAGGAGAGCAGCUGUUUCUGGAGCCAGAGCACGUCCUCCACCACCGCCAACCCCGCGGCUACCUGACGCCGAGCCAAGGAGGCAGCUACCUGUCGUCACGGCAACGGGUGGUGACGGACGUGGUGUUCAGGGUGAAGAGCCACGUCUAUGCUCUGGAGGGCCAGGACUGCCAGUACAAACAGAUGUUUGGCCCUGAGCUCAGAGGAGCCGUCCUGAAGUUAAUCCAGAUUAUUGCACAAGCCAGACAGACGGCCAAGAGGAUAUCGGAUCACUCCAACGAGGUGGCGGCCAACAACUCGUUCCUGUCCUGGUUCGGGAUGGGCUCCUCUGACCCCAACAACACCUUCCCCGGGGCCGAGCCAGAGGACAGCGGGGAGUGUUUGAAAAAGACUCACGAGUUCCUGGACAGAGCUUUGGAGAACUUGUGUCAAAUCUUCAAGCUGAACCAGGUGCAGCUGACUCAGCUCAUAUCUAACCUGGGCUCGUCCCAGGACGACGGAAACUGCAAACAGCUGCCAGACUGCAUCCAGGGAGAGAACGGACUCAUCCUGACCGACCUGGGCAGGAGUCAGAUCAUAAGUGGACUGCGCAGGUUUGACAUUCAUUAUCAGGGAGACCCAGAGCUGCAGCCCAUCAGGAGCUAUGAGAGCGCCCUGCUGGUCAGACUUUUCUACAAGAUCUCUUCUGUGGUCAAUGAGAGGUUCGGAGGACACAUGAAUGCUCUCUGCUCACGUACGGACUUCCUGGGUCGCCUGGGUCGUCACUACUUGGCGGAUACGGACUCCACCGCCAAACUGAGGCAGAGCCCGGUAACCCGGCGGACCUUAGAGAGGAACCGGCAGCCGAGGCUGAGCCUGCGCCCGCUGGCGAGCUACCGGACGUUACUGCUGCUGCUGCUGCUCUACGUGCUCGGGGCCCUCCUGUCGUUUGGCCCCGUCUCCAGCACGCUGCUCAUCCUCACCGGCGGCUUCCUGUACGGACUCUUUAUGACGCUGUUUGGAGACAAACUGAAAACACACUAGCCGAGCGGCGGGGUUCCUACACACCUCUGAAACACACACACACACACACACGAACACACACACUGAGUUCGAGUCCAGCUUUGAAUAAAACAUGUUUAUCGAUUAAUCAUUUUCUGUUUUAAAAUGGCCAUCACCGUUUCCUAAAGCACAAAUAGAUGUGAUCAGAUUUCUUGUUUUUUCUGUCUAAAACCUCAAAAUAUUCAAUUCAUCAUAAUGUAAAGUCAGAAAAAAGCAGCAAACGUUCACGUUUGAGGAACUUAACCCUUUGAAACCCGAAGCAACAUCGCUUUUAUGGUGCUGCUUUCAUAAGCCUUUACAGUCAUUUAAACUUCUGAAUCCUAAGAGGAUUUGUUGUGAUUUCUGUCAAAAACAUGAGAAAAAAAGACAAAGACCAACUUGGUUAGAAAUGCUACGAAUUUCAAGAAAUUUGUAGAUUUAGAAAAAAAUUUUUUUUAAAAGCUAGGGAAAAAAGAAA
Messenger RNA from Plectropomus leopardus (leopard coralgrouper), 3137 nucleotides. RefSeq names its product sphingomyelin phosphodiesterase 4 (gene smpd4). Lineage: Eukaryota; Metazoa; Chordata; Actinopteri; Perciformes; Serranidae. The record is from RefSeq and is a predicted model, not a curated record. Gene Ontology annotation, molecular function: sphingomyelin phosphodiesterase D activity. Gene Ontology annotation, biological process: glycerophospholipid catabolic process; sphingomyelin catabolic process; ceramide biosynthetic process.